Micropterus salmoides (largemouth bass) is the source of this 1285-nucleotide messenger RNA. RefSeq lists its product as uncharacterized. Bases 87 to 842 code for a protein of 251 amino acids. Gene Ontology annotation, molecular function: zinc ion binding; ubiquitin-protein transferase activity. NCBI's taxonomy places the organism in Eukaryota, Metazoa, Chordata, Actinopteri, Centrarchiformes, Centrarchidae. The transcript is spliced from 4 exons. The record is from RefSeq and is a predicted model, not a curated record. Gene Ontology annotation, biological process: protein ubiquitination.
UGAGUGACCGCAUCUCAUCUGAGCUGCCCACUCUGCAGUUUGCUGAGGCUUGGAUCUAACAGAUGUGAUGCUCCUGACAUGAGUGAAUGGCCCCUUAUAUAGCAGACAUGACAGCAGAGAAACCCCCUGGCCCAUGGGUAUCCAGCCCUGUGGGGGAGGUCAAGUUAAUGCCUGAACACGGGCUGGAGGAGGAACUCAACAGCUGCAACCAAGAAGUAACGCACUAUCACACAGACACGCCCACUGAGGAAUGUGCAGCAAUCAUUGACAGUCUGCACAGCGAGGAGCCGUUCUGUAGGAUCUGCCAUGAAGGCAGGUCCUCGGGGGAGCUACUGUCCCCCUGCGAGUGCUCUGGUAGCCUGGCCAUGGUGCACCGGUCUUGCCUGGAGCACUGGCUCACCGCCUCCAACAGCAGCCACUGUGAACUCUGCCACCACCAGUUUGCACUCGAGCGCCUGCCGAAACCUCUCACUGAGUGGUUGUGUUCUCCAUCCAUCCAACAACAGAGGAGGACGCUGUGUGGUGACGCAGUGUGUUUCUUGUUCAUCACACCACUCGCCAGCCUGUCAGGAUGGCUGUGUGUUCAGGGCGCCAUGGACCUCUACUACACCAACGGCAUGGAGGCCCUGGGACUCCUUGUACUCACGUUGGCCCUCUUUACCAUAUACGUCUUCUGGACCGUGGUAUCUGUGCGCUACCACAUGCAUCUGUUCAAGACAUGGAAGAAGACCGACCAGAGAGUGCAACUGCAGAUUCCCUUGCCUGCCCACACCACACGUCACCAACAGACCCUGUCCAUGAACACCUUCGGCAAAGCCACCAACAAAGAGACUAUGGUGUAGACUACAUUCUACAAUCCUGAACAUAAGUCACAUAUGAGGGAGGAUAGUAACAAAGGUCAAGACAGGUUCCAAUCCUGAUAUAGAAAAGUUGAAGCCAGGACUAAAAGACUCCUUUAAGAGGUGGAGGACUGUUACACCAGCCUCUGUAAACCUUGUUGUGGAAGCUGAGUGCCAGGAACAAUUGUGUCAAAGGAGCAAAUCUCAGUCUUCUCACAAACUUUGAGUCUGUCUCACAUCUGACAUCUUUCCUGGAGAAGACAAUGAAGCGUUCUAAUCUGCCAAUCCAGUUACUUUCCUCCUCAUGGAACAAGCAAGUGUGUUUGACUUUUAAGAACUAAAGAUAGCGAUACUUUAGCUCAGGCACAUCAUCCAUCUGACAACUCAUCAGGUGUUCAGAUUGACUCUUUCACACAAACUUUUCAAUAAAGCUCUGCUCAUCAGUC